Haliotis rubra (blacklip abalone) is the source of this 6370-nucleotide messenger RNA. RefSeq names its product ubiquitin carboxyl-terminal hydrolase 38-like. Gene Ontology annotation, cellular component: nucleus; cytosol. NCBI's taxonomy places the organism in Eukaryota, Metazoa, Mollusca, Gastropoda, Lepetellida, Haliotidae. Gene Ontology annotation, biological process: protein deubiquitination. Gene Ontology annotation, molecular function: cysteine-type endopeptidase activity; cysteine-type deubiquitinase activity. Bases 850 to 3801 code for a protein of 983 amino acids. The record is from RefSeq and is a predicted model, not a curated record. The transcript has 9 exons.
GAGUGUGACCCAAGGAGUUGUCGUCUGCUUAUUUGCGUUCUACCUAACAGUUGUCGAGAACAGCCACAUCUUCGUAGGUGGGUGGGUGUAGAGAUGUCACUGAAACUCGGGAACCUCUCCAUGCAGUAGCAGUUUUGUGAACAUUUCCUUCAAGUCCUGUCAUCUGCAAGUGAACUUUACGGUAUUAACAUUGACUUCGUGCACUUCUCAAUCUUUUGAGUGCCCGUUCACAUUUCACACGUGCUGUCAGGUGCUCAGAGGUGGGAUUUACAGCCUGACAGAAAAACGAGGAAUUUGUCCCUCUUCCGUUGGGUUGUUACUUGGAUGACAGACUGAGCAACUUGUUUGCAGGUGAAGACAAGUUAGUCAUCAUCACAACCAGCAGAAGAAACUGUGUGGAAAGUAGCACACGUAUCGUACAACCAGUGAAUGUACGACACCAUACAACACAUGAAUGUAUCGCACGAUACAACCAGUGAAUGUAUCUCUAAAGCAAUCGUGACACAACCACAGUUGUCCCAGUUCUUUCAGCUAGGCAAACAGUGACUAUAUUGGUGAAUCGGAUAUUCCACCAGCCCCCAAACCUCCUGUCAAGGGGUACGUGUGUUGAGCUGUCAUUCAGCUAUAUUUAAAGGACCUAUAGUAUAUCAGAGCUCUUGACUAUUCAUCAGGUCAGAGCUGAUAGGGUUUAUAGGUGUGACACAAUUCAUCCAGCUUGGAAUGCGUCUUUGGGCGAUGAUGAAUUAUUCAAUGACAGACCUGAUGUCUUGUCUCCUGUAAUUGCAACAAUUCUGACGGAUCACAGCGAGUACGACUUACAAGUGCCACACAACUUCUAAGUCAUCAGCAAUGGGGACCUGGCUUAAGAAACAUAAGUACAAGCUGAACCAUGACCUUGACAACAUGGACCGAAUCCUGCAAGGAAUCAUUUCCUCCAACCAUCCCGAGCGGAUGAAGAAAGAGCUUAUUGAUGCUGUGGCAGUGAAAGGACAGAAGCAGGCUCCAAGCGUGAUCUCCUGUGUGCUGGAGUUGGCAGCAGGAUGGACCCUCAAUGGAGAAUCGGAACUGGUGGUUACAUCAGGCUUCAAGGUCUACGUUGAAUGGGCCAAGACAAACAUGGCAUCAGCUGAAGCAUUCUUCAACAGGGAAUAUCUUGUCAACCUGCUUACUGAGAAGUACAGAAAUGAGGCCAAUGUCCCUUUUCUGCUGCAUGAAAACAUGAGGCUGCUGAAAGACACUGCAACAGCUCAGGCACAUUUCAAGGUCAUUGAAGCUAAGGCCAUCAGCUAUGUUCAGGAACACACAGACUUGAAAUGUCUGAAUAACUUUAUUGUGUUUCUGGAAGAUUUCAAGGAAUGCAUUCCGAAGGGGGACUUCACCAGUAAGUUCUGUGUCACCAUCCUUCAAGCAAUGAGUAUGGCAACCAUACCAGAAACAGGCCCAGAGAUGAUCACAUUUGUGAAAGAUGCAACACGAAUUGGUAAUUUCCUGCAUUAUAUCUGGUCCCAGAACAACAAGGACUGCAUCAUGGACUCCUUGAGGACCAUCUUCAACAUCAUAUCGACACCAGACGACUUGGACCCCUGCUUCUGCCUUGGUGCAGUCGUCAGCUUCAUCCCACUCGACAUGGCCAGCUCAGUGGUGAAGAAUGCUAUCAGUGAUCCAAUCAUUGAUGACUUCAGCAUGACUUCUGCUGUUCAGAGGAUGAUUGACUGGCUCACCUGGCCAACUGUAAAGAACAUCGACCAGUGGGUGAUCAUGUUCCUGAAAGAGUUGGCAGCAGCUAAGAAGUACACCAUUCUGAUAACUGUCACAGACAACAAGGUAGAACAGGUUGCUGAAAAGCUUCAGUAUGCUCCCCUUAGAGAAGCUAGCUACAACAUACUGGCUCACAUGCUGCUCAGUUUCCAGCAUGCUCCAGAACCAUUCCACAAGAUCCUGCCCAUGAUGCCAAGAAUUCUGCAGGCGAUGAAGCAAGACCUCAGUUCAGAGAGUCAGCACUUCUUCAUCCGCACAGUGGAGCUCCUCCACACACUCAUGCAGCUGCAUGCAGGCUUUCCUGACCUCUACGACCCAAUCCUUGACGCUGUGAAGGGUUACCCGAAGCCAUCAGGUGAGGCUGUGCGCAUCAUGUUGGAGGAGAAGAGAUGGAACACAGCUGGUGUCAGCGGACUCAGCCCCUCACUCAAGAUAUCUGAACGAUCUGACACGGGCAAGACUGGCCUGUUCAACCUCGGGAACACAUGCUACAUGAACAGCAUCCUUCAGGCUCUUUACAUCAGUGAUGAAUUUCGCCAGAAUGUGUUGAGUCACACGGCGUGUCAGGGGGAAACUCUGAUGGCCAAGCUGCAGCAAGUGUUUGCCUUCCUCUCUCUGUCUCAGCGACCAGCCUAUGCACCAAUGCAAUUCCUACAGGCGUCUCGGCCUCCCUGGUUUACACCUGGCUUCCAGCAGGACUGCUCCGAAUUUCUCAAGUUCCUCCUUGACCAGCUGCACGAGCAGCAGCUGAAGAUCAGCACAAUGAAGAUCCGGAAGAAGGAGGAGAAGACAUCCACUCUCAGCAAGAAGUUCAGCCGCAAAUCACAGAAGGUUAAGGAAGUGGCUGAAGAAAAAGAAGUAGAUCCAACAUUAGUGCAGAAUAUCUUUGGUGGAAAUAUGUGCACAACAUUUAAGUGUCUGAACUGUAAGAAUCAGUCAAGUAGGACAGAGAGUUUCACUGACAUACCUCUGGCUUUCCCAGAAUAUCCCCAGUCAAAACAGAAGUCUCUGGCAGGAGGGAAUUCAGCUGAUGCCCGUCUAAAUAAGGACACAAUAAGGGCAGAGCCAGAGGUUGAAUCCACAUCCUCCGACGGAAGUCUUACGAAUAUUCCUCAAGCUGGUCUGGAUCUCUCUGAUCUGGUAGAUCACUACCUUCAGCCAGAGAAGCUGAUUGGGGACAAUAAAUACUUCUGUGAGAAAUGCAGAGGUCUUCAAGAAGGCGAGAGGAGCAUAAGGAUCACAAAAUCCCCUGAAAACCUAAUUUUAACUCUGCUUCGUUUCUCAUAUGAUGCCAAGCUCCAGUCUCGGUCAAAAAUAUUCCGUGAAGUGAGAUACCCAAAGACAAUAGCUUUACCGAUUGAUAACUGUUGCGACUCAGAUGGCAGUUCUGAUCCUCAGCAGACAAAACGACAACGCACACUGCCAACAGUUAUUGAGCAGAAACUCUGCGGGAACAGGAAAACAGGGCAUAUGGCAAUCUAUGGAUUAACAGCUGUCAUUGUCCAUUCAGGGACAUCAUCAGAAUGCGGGCAUUAUUACUGCUACGCCAGACAUUCGCCCUUGAAAAGCAUGGACACAGUGUGUGAUGAAGUUCAGCUGGCAGGUGGAGAGGGAGACAUUGACUUUAUGCAGGAGAAAUGGUACCUGUGUAACGACAGUCGAGUGUCUUAUGCCAACUACAAUUCCUUCAGUACUGUGUCGAAGCGCUUCAUGAAGGACACACCCUAUGUUCUGAUGUACCGCCGGAUCGACAUGGAUGCUUCCAGCACCCAGGAGAGAGACUCCGACCUAGCCCUCAGUCCCCUGCAGCUGGACCCUCCCAUCAAACAGGACUUGAGAAUGGCGGUCUCCAAAGAUAAUCAGGCAUAUCUCCAGGAGCAGGAGACAGCAGCAAAAGCAAAGCAGGCCAAACGUGAGCGUACAAGCUCCACCAGCUCUGUCACUCUGUAUAACUGGAAGGACGAAGAACAGGACCCCCCAGACAAUUGUGGAGGCGGAGGCUUUGGCAGCUUAGAUACAUCAGGAUCAAGAUUUGUCUUUUAGUGUCUUCUCUGAUGUCUUCCCUAAUGAAGAAAGAGACUGUCAGGCAACUGUCAGUGACCUGGCAACAUCUUGAUAUGUCAUAUCAGCCGUGCUCCAAGAUGGCAGUAACUGCUACAUAUAUCACGCUUGUUUCCCAGUAGACAAUAGAAGAUGCAUCAGCAGUAUCAUCUUCAAGAUACGUUCUUCCAUGUAUAACAGUGUCAAGCUGUCCUGUAUAUUGAAGACAUGGGAAUUUUAAGAUCAUAGUGACAAAGUUUCCUUUCAUGGACAAUGCCAAGUUGUGCCUAUUGUGUACCAAGAAUAGUGCAUAUUCUCUUAACCUGGACUGUAAUGUCAAUUCAGGAUCGUGCUAUGAACACUGAACACAAUGAACACAGGUGCAAAUAACAGUACAGCUCACGCCGUUUGUGCUGGAGAAUGACUUCUACCUUGUCUGAGUUGAAUUCUGAGGAGGUGUUGCAAUAUUAGUUUCAGAGUUUAUUUCGUGGGUUUAUUCCUCAAGCAAUUUUAUCUGUAUGUUACAGUUUGGAAAGUUUUUGUUUUUCUAUGUUUUAGUUUGUAAAUAUGCAAAGAAUUGUAUCAGAUGUGCAAAAUUACUGCAGUUUCUUUAUGUUCAGUCGUAAGUGAAACUACUGAUGGAACGGAUUGUUGCUAUGAUUACAUGAGAUUAUCAUCCAUGAAACUUUGUGAUAGAUGGUGUAUAUACAAGAUGUCUAUAUGUUGUUUGUGGUAAAGUAUUCAUCAGAUUGCUCAAAUUCUAGAUGCCAGUGUUUCAAACAGAUUUAGGCUUGCAUGUUAUUUACGAAAAUAAUGUUUAUAGGUAAGUUAUAUGGGAAUGUAACUCUGUCUCAUGGAAUUUGCUGAGUGUCUCUUUUCACAGUUAAAUUUUGACAUUUAUUUUAGUAUAUUGGCCCUGGCAGCAUGAAGCAGGUAAAACCAGAGUUUGUUUUUGUUCCAAUUAUGAUUUGUAUAAUUUGUAUUUAAAAAUUUCUUUUGUGGACAUAAUGGAUCUCAAAAGUAUGAGAAGAGGGUGCCUAUCAAAAAAUUGCAAGAAUCUCUUUUUGAAACAGCAUUUUUUUUUCUCUCCCUAAUUACAGAUAUGUUACCUCAUUUCUUUUUUUGUAUGAAAUAAUCUUAAUCAAUCAUUGUCACAUUAUUGUAUAUAUGCAAUAUCGCCUAUGUUUGUAUUCAAAUAUUUCAUAUAUUAUAUACUUUUUGAAAAAAUAAGCUGUUUUAGCAGUAUAUGACAGGGUAAAUGUAUCUGAACAGCUGUUUAUGAAAAUAGGAUUUGAGAAAUCUUAACAGAUAUUACCCAUUUAGAUCACUGAAUUAUGAUAUUGUGUGCCUCUGUGAUACUUUAUUUGCAGAUAUUCCUCUCUUUUUUGUAAACGGACACAUACCUUGAUAAUACAUACCAAUACCAUGGUAGUCUUGCAGAUUACCUUUGAUUAUUAGACUGAUUAUGCAAUACCAUUUGGUUGUACAGUAUGUUAGUGACUGUCCUGCAAAUAUCGCAUCUUCAAAACUAUCUGCCAAGAUCUUAGUCUUGUGUGUUACAUUAAGUUGAUAAAGGUUUACCUCUACUAAAAUAUAUUAGACUGCCUAGGGAAGACAAUUAAAUUAGACUUCAUUAUAAACCAUUAUGUUGCUGGAAUACUAACCCUCAUGUCAAUGGAUAUUUUUGUCGCUGUGUCCAAACACAUAAUUUUUCAUUGUGCAAGUAGGGACAGAAAAUAAUGUAUGAUUUCAUGACAUUCUCUUUUACAAGAAAUCCAGCAUAUUCUGUCACAAUUUUAUGUUUGGGGGUAAAACAAGAAGUGUUCAAUUACAUAUCACAACGAUAUUUGUUUUUAAACAAAAUCCGAAGGUCGCCACCAGAAUCUAAAGGGUCAGUCCCUAGUACAGUAGAUGCAGAUGAUGACACACCUGCAAUCUGUAUCAUGAUAGAUCUUCCUUAUAUCCUUGUAACCUGCUCAUAUCACCCAUAUAAGCUAAGAACCAUGUAAAGUGUACACAUGUAUUGUACGAUGCAUAACCAGACAAUGGGCAACAUAAACUACAUGUACUUCACAGAUGUAUAGUCUCAGAUCAGCGAGUGUUCUUAAACUAUAGUAAAUACAGACAUAGUGAGGGUUUUGUUGCAUGAUUGAAGAAAAAAAACAUUUUGUGUUCUAUAUUGUUUUAUGGGAGUAAUUCUAAAAUAAAAUGUUUGCAAGAAAUGAUAAAUUCUGAACAUGGCUUACUGUGAAAUUCAACAUUUAUAUCAAACUUAUGCCAAUAACAAAUAUUUGCAUAGUUUCAUAACAAAGUGAUAAAACAUGUUACAAAUACCUUUUAUUUCCAUAAAUAUUUAUUACAAACAGUUCCAACUUAAAGCUAUUAUCAUAAAUCUUGCAUAUAAGCUUUAAAUGGGUAAAUAUAUGAUUAAACAGGUACACUUAUAUGCUACAAAUAUUUCAGAUACAAAACAUGCUGCUGCUAAGAGAUUAAACUAUAUGCAACAGAUGUACAAGAAACGGGAAUCAGUUACAUGAUUGUGUAUUACUGAGAAUAAAGAGAAUACUAAAAU